AUGUCUCUCAGUUUCAAACUCCUCCUCAUAACCAUUUCCAUUUGCCCCCUCUUUUCCGCCACUGUCGCAGCCCCGAGGAAAAUUCUCCUCGGUGGCUACGUUCCAAUAAACGACACAGCCACCCCGGAGAUUCAAGCCAUCGCAAAAUUCGCGGUCAGUGAGCACAAUAAAGAGGCUAACACAAAAAUAAUGUACAUGAAAAUUGUUAAGGGUGAGAAGCAAGUUGUGGCGGGGUUAAAUUAUCGGCUGAUCAUCGAGGCAAAAGACGGGGAUGAGAUGAUACAGCAUUAUGAAGCCAUUGUGUAUGUCAAGGCAGGAAAAGAUUCGAAGAAAUUGGUCUCAUUUGCGCCGAUUGAGGAGUUGGCCUGA
Molecule: messenger RNA, 369 nt
Organism: Daucus carota subsp. sativus
Lineage: Eukaryota; Viridiplantae; Streptophyta; Magnoliopsida; Apiales; Apiaceae
Product: cysteine proteinase inhibitor 1
Exons: 1
Coding region: 1-369 (122 amino acids)
Molecular function (GO): cysteine-type endopeptidase inhibitor activity
Source: RefSeq, a predicted model, not a curated record